Echinostoma caproni is the source of this 282-nucleotide messenger RNA. The record is from the annotation of a GenBank genome assembly. Lineage: Eukaryota; Metazoa; Platyhelminthes; Trematoda; Plagiorchiida; Echinostomatidae.
AUGGAACGACAAAUGGCUGCACGGUUUCGGCAGCAUUUGGUGAGUCACGGUCACCUGUGCCACCAACAUUACGGUUUCCAGCCGGGUCGCCCAUGUAUCUCAAACCUGCUCAUGGCCCGUGAGUGCUGGACCGAGGACAAUACCAAAGGACACGAAACGGGCAUCAUCUUCGUGGACUUCAACAAGACCUUCGACAAAAUGCUACGCUUUCAGGCUACUGUACGCUUCCCACGUCAGACCGAGAUUUUAGCACGAUGGUGCGUCGACAUACCCAUGCACUAG